Molecule: messenger RNA, 297 nt
Organism: Thyridium curvatum
Lineage: Eukaryota; Fungi; Ascomycota; Sordariomycetes; Thyridiales; Thyridiaceae
Exons: 3
Coding region: 1-297 (98 amino acids)
Source: RefSeq, a predicted model, not a curated record
AUGUCUCAGCCGAACCCGACACAAAACGUGACGCCAGAUCAAGAGCGGAGCCGGAGGAAGAAGGCAAACCCUGGCCGGAUUGGAGAAGGCUUGAACGAGUUUGGGUUCCGUAGGGAGCUCUACGUGAUUGCGCUCCGACAACUUGCGAAAAAGCAAGCCCUUCGGCCCACCGGCUACGGCGAUAUGGACCUGGGCUGUCUACGCCAUCCACAGGUCAAACUGAGAGCUCGAUUCGCCUUUGUUCCCGCCGAGCUGGAAAUCAAGGCGGGCGACGUCGAUGCGGUAGCAGAGCAGUAG